Messenger RNA from Eriocheir sinensis (Chinese mitten crab), 603 nucleotides. RefSeq lists its product as uncharacterized. The record is from RefSeq and is a predicted model, not a curated record. Bases 1 to 603 code for a protein of 200 amino acids. Lineage: Eukaryota; Metazoa; Arthropoda; Malacostraca; Decapoda; Varunidae. The transcript has 2 exons.
AUGCCGAACCAAAAGACCCGCCCAGUAUCCAUCACCCCUCUGCCCAGUCUCAUCUGUGAGAGCUUCGUGACGGACUGGGCUUACACGGACCGCAAACACAGCUUCGACCCCCAGCAAUUUGGCAACAUAAAAACAACCUCAACCACUCACUACUUAAUAAGUUUUCUUGACUAUAUUUACAGUAAUCUGGAGAAUCGGAAAACAUCUGUAGCAGCUGUCCUUGUUGACCUGAGCAAGGCGUUCGAUCUGGUUGACCACACCACCGUCAUCCAGAAGGCGUUGGCGAUGGGGCUACGUGAGUGCGUUGUGGCGUGGCUUGCGGACUUCCUCGCAGACCGGCGCCAGGCAAUCCCCCUCCAGGGUGCUACCUCUACCUUCCUGCCCCAAACGUGUGGAGUUCCCCAGGACACCAAGAUCGGACCCUUGUGCUUAUUAAUUCUCAUCAAUGACGCCCUCCAAGAUACGCCCCACCGCUGGAAGUACGUUGAUGACUCCACCUUCGCAGCGUCCGUCAACAACAACAACCACGACUAUACGACAUUGCAGACGACCCUCAACAGCCUCCUCGACUGGACAGCAGACAACCACUCAACCGUCAACUAA